AUGUUUUUACCCCCAUACCCGAAACCUCCAGACCCAUACAGCUUCGCAAUCGAUAUGAUGCUGGGCUAUACCUACCGCGUCGCCGCAUCUCUAGUUCGCCAUCUGGUCCCAAAUAUGCUAGAGCUCGAGGAUGAGCCUCUCAUGUCAACCAUAGUGCUCGACUACGGAAUGAGUUCUUUCAUGUACAGUCUCAUCUUGAUCCUCGACAACGAGGCAGCCAUAUUUGCAGGACGUGAGCAGUACGGCUUUCCCAAAGUCUUUGGCAAGGCCGAUAUUCAGACGACAAACGGUACCCGGCUGGUUCUGGCAAAUGCGCAGAGGCCGGCAGGACGAACUCUUUUCGAGUGCGAAUUCAUCCCCGAUCAUCGUAUUCCCAGUUUGCGUGCCGCAGACAAAUGGGGGCUCAAUCUUCGUAGUAUUCCACAGCCGUGUGUGGGAACAUCACCGGCGAUUCAAGAGCUGAUUCCUACGAUCAUGGACUGGAAAUUUCGCGAGAUCUGGGCUGGCCAUGGUCACAUUACUUUUCCGCGCCGCUCUGCAUUUGAUAGCUAUGACCCAUAA
This is a messenger RNA of Colletotrichum costaricense, 561 nucleotides long. Its product is annotated as acetoacetate decarboxylase. The transcript has 2 exons. The record is from RefSeq and is a predicted model, not a curated record. Lineage: Eukaryota; Fungi; Ascomycota; Sordariomycetes; Glomerellales; Glomerellaceae. Gene Ontology annotation, molecular function: lyase activity. Bases 1 to 561 code for a protein of 186 amino acids.